AUGAAGCCACGAUCAAUGCGCGACACGGAGACCUCGAGAAAAUUGUGGAUCAUCCCCGGCACAUUUCUGAGGUUCGGAUUGCCCCAGGAGAGCCACCAUCACCAUCAACUGCAUCCACACUCCAUGAGAGUGACAACAGAAAUCAAAGCUCUGCACAAGGCCCGGCCAAGCGCUGAUCAGGAUGUUCGAUUUUCGGAUAAGGACACGAAGCUCCUGAAGACACAGCGAUUCGCAAAAAUAUUUGAUAAACCUGUGGAUAUGAAGAAGGUGAAGAAGGAAGUAAUUUACCCGUGGAUUGCUAGAAGAGUGACUGAGCUCCUUGGAGUUGAAGAUGAGGUUCUAAUCAAUUUCAUUUUUAGUCUACUCCAAGACGAGGUGGAUCCCAAACGCAUGCAGAUACAGCUGACAGGGUUCCUGGAGAAUCACACGACUACUUUCAUGAAGGAAUUAUGGAAAAUCCUCCGUAACGCUCAUCGCAAUGAGCACGGGAUUCCGCAGAAACUUCUGGACGAAUUCGCCGAGGAGAAUGGAUUAAUUCCCACUGAGGUGGGAGACGCGAGAAAAAAGGCGCUGGAAGCUGCUGCAAAGCUCUCCUCAGAUAUCUUGGAGGAGUCUCAAAAGGAACGCGGGACGAAAGAAGACCACAAUGUUCCGCCGAUCGACAGAGAUGCUGAUUUACAGAGAAGCAACCGAAGCAAUAAUUUCCACGCACAUGACGAUGACUGGAGAAGGAAGCGCUCUCUCAGUGCAGCUGAACGACGGGAUUUUAAUACGCACAAGCGUAGAAGGUUCUCCAACCAUCAUGGAAAUCGUUACAAUCACGGAGAUCGAUUUCCAGCCAAUAGUACCCAUCGCUUUGGUCGAUCGUCUGACUCUCACCAACAGCCUCAAUGGCAUCGCAACUUACGACGUAAUAACUGCAACCAACCACAAUCAUGCUCGUCGGGGAAAGCUUACAAAAGGGAGGGUACUGGAAGGUCUUUCCGAAGCAACAACUCUAACCAGCGUAUUUCCGCCACAUACGCACCUGGAUUCAACCGCUCGCGGCAUGGGACUAAUUCACUGGCAGAGCUGAAUGUCAACAUUGAACGGCAAAUGACGUACCCUCCUGGAUUUGAGAAAAAAAACGACGCUGAGCUUCACGACCCCCAAUCACCACCCCCGGGAUUUGAAUGUCGUCGAGAAUGCCGUUCUCAGAUCCAACCAAGGAGUUUCAAGAGGCAUUUUUCUCCUCACUUCAGUCGGAAGAGCCAGCCUGAUGCGCGUCAGGGUUUUGAAGGGCCAUGCGACGAAGCUAAGCACGGAGGACAGCCUCGGCGCACUGAGGACACUGCUGUAGCUACUCCUGUCGCUGCUCAGGUUGAAAACCAUCUGUGUGCUGGUGCGGAACAUCCUGCUGGUGGAUCUGUGCAGGACAUUGGAGGUGGAACUGUUCAAGUUGCUGUUGACGGCGAAAGGUUUGUUUCUCAAGCUGCUUUCAGUACUGCACGAGCCUCUUCUGAAGCCUUGGCUGCAAAAGCUUGUGGACUGGAAGAUGCUGCUGAUGGACAGGCCAAGUUGUAUGGAAGGCCCAACCAGAAGAAUUUCAGUCACCAGGUUGAAGACAUGGACAUUUCAUCUGAAGAUGAGUCGUCUGUGAAGAAGGGCGUGGUGGAUUCAGCAGGCUCCGCAGGAGAGUGGGAGGGCAUGGAGACAAGGGACGAGAGGAAGGCAAGGAAGAGGGAAAGGCGGCGCCAGAAGGAAGAGAAGAGGGCACGGAAGGAGGAGAGACGGAAGAGGAGGCAGGAGAAGCGGCAACGUAAGGCAGAGAAGCAGGCUGCCAGGGAGGCGAGCAAGAAGGCAGAGAGGGCUGGAGAUCAUUCAGAAGACUGGGUGCCCCUCCCAGUGAUGGAACCUGAAGCGUUGAAGCAAGAUGCGGAGAUUCACAUAUGUUCCCAGGAUUUUGAGGAGCGAGACAGGAGGUGGCUCGACACUGUGCUCCUGGAUGGUCCUGCUGACAUUUCACAACCUGAGGACCCUGAUUGGUGUUCCAUGCCGAAGCUGGCAGCAGCAGGCAAGGCUGUGAUGGAAUCUCAGGAUCAUCACAAGACAAUCACUGCAGAUGAACAGCGGAAAGCAGAUCUGGAGAGGGAUUUGAGGAUGAAGGUGAUGCAUUCUUUCCAAGCAAGGCGCCUGACAGUUGGAGAUGGUGCUUGCUAG
This is a messenger RNA of Closterium sp. Yama58-4, 2199 nucleotides long. The record is from the annotation of a GenBank genome assembly. NCBI's taxonomy places the organism in Eukaryota, Viridiplantae, Streptophyta, Zygnematophyceae, Desmidiales, Closteriaceae.